AUGGCAGCUCAGCGGCUGGGCAAGAGGGUGCUGAGUAAGCUGCAGGCUUCGUCGCGGGCCCGCGGGCCGGGGGGCAGUCCAGGGGGGCUGCAGAAACGACAUGCGCGUGUCACAGUUAAGUACGACCGGCGGGAGCUGCAGCGGCGGCUGGACGUGGAGAAGUGGAUAGACGGGCGCUUGGAGGAGCUAUACCGAGGCCAGGAGGCAGAGAUGCCUGAUGAAGUCAACAUUGACGAGCUGUUGGAAUUAGAGAGUGAAGAGGACAGAAGCCAGAAAAUCCAGGGGCUCCUGAAAUCCUGCGCGAACCCCACAGAGGACUUCGUCCAGGAGCUGCUGGUGAAGUUGCGAGGCCUCCACAAGCAGCCCGGCCUCCGCCAGCCCAGCCCCUCUGGUGACAGAAGCCUGAGCCCCCUCCAAGACCGGGCCCGGACCUUGCCGCCCUGA
Pipistrellus nathusii (Nathusius's pipistrelle) is the source of this 444-nucleotide messenger RNA. The record is from the annotation of a GenBank genome assembly. NCBI's taxonomy places the organism in Eukaryota, Metazoa, Chordata, Mammalia, Chiroptera, Vespertilionidae.